CCGAGCGCUGCUGCGCGAAUGGAGGAAGCAGCUGCUGAUUACUGACGGGCUGCGUAUCUGAGGCGCAGAUCUGCCGACACGUGAACAGCGGGCUAAACUGCAGCAGCUCUGCCGCGCGAGGGAACGGAGCGACCGGCCGGCCUGCAGGAGAACCUCUUUGGUUUAAUGGGUCCAAUCAUUGGGAUGUCACCAGAAAAGAAGGCAGAAUCUCCAGCCGUGCUGGAGGAUAGAGUUGGCUUGCGGGGGUUGUGUGGGGUGGGUACGCUGCCCGAGGCCGAGUGUGCUUCUAGCCCUCUGGCAACCAGUUUAGACCGCACUUCGAGCACAGACGAUGAGGAGCUGACCAACCUCAACUGGCUCCAUGAGAACCUCCUGCAGAACUUUACACUCGGUGGACCAGUGGCCCAGGCCAGCCCCAGCCCACUCUUUGACAUUGAGGGUGAAUCCGCAAGCUUAGCUGCCUCAUCUGCCUCCUCCCUGUCAUCUGGUGCGGGAGACAGACACUCGCUCAAGUCCAAGCCUCCGUUCUCUUUCUCUCUGCUCAUUUACAUGGCCAUUGAGCAGUCCCCUAGCAAGUCACUGCCUGUGAAGGACAUCUACGGCUGGAUUCUGGAGCACUUCCCCUACUUCUCAAGCGCUCCCACUGGAUGGAAGAAUUCAGUACGCCACAACCUGUCUCUCAACAAGUGCUUCCGUAAGGUGGAGAAGAGCCUUGGAAAGGUAAACGGGAAGGGCUCUUUGUGGUGUGUGGACCCAGAAUACAGGCCUAAUUUGAUCCAAGCCCUGAAAAAACAGCACUUCCCUGCACCCCACGGCAUCUGUACACCUCCUGCUUCCCCACCUAGUGCCUUUUCGUCUUCCCGUAACCUAUUUCUUCAGGGCUGCUCUCUCAAAGAGUCUGACAUUGAUGCUGCCACUGCUAUGAUGCUCUUAAACUCUGCCCCUGGUCACCAGCACAUCGACCCAUGUGACCCUGACAGCCCUAUGGAUCUGUCCCGGCAUGACUCGGUCUUGGUAAGCAGCGACCCCAAGCAGGACCACAACUACAGCAGCUCCUCCUUUCAGCGCUGUUCCUCUCGUUCUUCCUCUUCCUCCUCUUCCUCAUCUCCCUCACUCUUCUUACUAGAAGAGGGUGGUGAUGGUGACUCUGCUCAGGUCCGGCGGGCCGGCAGCGAGGGCUUUCACAGCGACGAGGACUCAGAGGAGGAGCACAGAUCUCGGCCUGUGCUGGACCCCCGGCACCCAGCUAACCUCCAGUGCCCUCGUCCCUGCAAGAAGGCACGACGCGAGGCCAGGCCCGAGCUGGACGAGGAGCUGAAGGAGGCGGCCGGGUCCCUGCUGCACCUGGCCGGAGUCCGCACCUGCCUGGACCUGUCCAAACGAGCCUCAUCUGCCAAGAGCAAAAAGACUGUAAAACAUCAGAAAUGAGGCACAUUCAUACCCAGACAUUCACCCGUUCUCCGACCCCUGGACUGUAUCGCGGUGACUGUGCCUCUUCCUUUAUUUCCUGAUUAAUGAGGACCAUUUUUUGUUGUACGAUGCUCUUUUUAGUUUUUUAUUUCUGAUAAUCUCUUUUUCUCCCCAGCUCAAGCUAUGGCAAUAGUACCAUUCACACAGGAGAAACUAAGCCAUAUGAAACCGUUUGUGUGAGGGCAGAUACAAGUGAGAUUUUCACACCUGUUCUGAAAGUGGUGUGCGUUUCACCAGGCAAACAUGCACACUCCUCCCUCCCUUCCUAAAAGUCAAGGAUCAAGCUACUCAGAAUGGAGUUUUGGCAAAAGUACAGUUUCUUUCCUUCACUGUAACUUCUUUGCAUGCUUCCUCUUUAAAUCAGUGUCCUCCUUUUCUGAGUAAACCCGUGGUGUUUAUAGAGUGAACGAGUGCAUGUCUGAAACGUACAUGGAACUUACCCACUCAUUUGUCUCACUAUUGAAUUACUAAGCACUAGAAGACAAAAAACUCCAAAAAUAUCAUUCUGUCUUGUUUUCUCAUCAAACAUAAAACGAGAUGCAAUAAUUAUCAUCUGACCAUUUAUGUACCUGUUAACAUUUUUUCAUUUUCAUUGUUAAAUUCAUGGGUGAUCAUUUUUAUGCUUUGGUUCUCCUACCAGUGUUAAUAAUUCAGUGGGGAGGGAAGUGGUGUGAAUCAGGGGUGCAUUUUUGGGAUUUUUUUUUUUGGCUAUAAAGCUCAUCUGAUUUUCAAUUUGAUGACUCCUCAUCAAACAUCAAGAAUACUUUGGCAUGAAGUAAACGUGAUGGAAUUCCAGGACUGCCACUAUGAGGAUUUUACAAUUGAGAAUCUGUGCUAAGCUUAUUUAUUCUAGAGCCUGUUACCUUAAGAAAUGAUUUCACAUCAUUUUCAUGUGAACCUGCCUCUUUCUCUUCCACUGCCUUUUGACCACUGGUGUUUCUCUUUCUAUUCUUUCUCAGUGUUUUUUUGUGCAAACUGAAACUGAUCUUGGCAGCAAAGCAUUUUUUUCUGUUUACAACCUAUGCAAAAACAGUAGCCGGUGUAGCUAUGUUUGUGUAAAUAUGUGUACAGUAUGUUUAACAUGUAUUUUACUGCCAGUCCCAACCAAUGCACUAAUAGCAUCUCAUGCAUCUGAACCCAGCGGAGUUUACAUUUUUAGGUCAAAAAAUAUGCAGUCAUUUUGCAUAGAAACAGAAGAGCUUCUAUUAUCAGGUCCCUUUAAGACAGGCUACGGCCAGUUUAAAGCGCUUAUCAUUGUUUUGUUUUUUUUCUUGUAAAAAAGGGUAAAAAUGCAUCAAGCCUUCAUUUUGAUGUUGAUAAUGGUGAUUGUUUGCGCUAAGCUAAUUUGACUCUUCAGCACAUGAUGAUGAAACGUUACGGCUGCUUUACCUCUGAGGAACUGAAGAAGGAGAUCAGUCCCCAGGCCUGUGCUGUUUUUGAAAAUCAAAUUUAUUUGUCUUUAUUAGAGCUUAAGUUUCAAAGCAUAUAUAUUUUGUCCUAUAACCUAUAACCAAAUUUUCUUUUUGAGUUAUGAUUUCAGUAAUUGUUAAGAUGGCAGUAGUGCUUCACUACUACAUACAGAUUGUAGGAUUGAUCAAGUUAUUUUUAUCAGAUACCAUUAGAGUUUAUACACAGACAUUAUAGACUGAUUAAUUUAGUAGUGACCUUGUUUAAACACUGCCGUCAAGCCACUUUGUUAGUAGUAAGUCAAUAAUUUUAUAUGGUUACAUUUAUUAUGUUUUUAUGUUCCACUGUAAAAGUCUGUUAAUGGCAUCAUUAGCCACCAGAUGGCGUACUAAACACUGUGUUUAAAAGUAGUGAACUUAUUUGACAAUAAACUGGCUGAUAAACUUUACUCUGCUAUAGUAAAAAACUUGACAGACUGACUGCAUAAUUCAACAGGGUAGAACAUGCUAAACAUGUGCACAUGAUGGCCUAGAACACUGUUGCUGCCCUUGCUGUUUGUCGCAUUAAAAUACAGGUUACGUCCGUAUGCUGGAGGAUAGGACGAUAAUGUAUUCAUCAUGACGUAUCUGGUUCAAACUAAACUCAGAACUAGAUUGAGUUUCUAAUAUCCAAUAUGCUAACCAUUAAAAUCAGCUUGAAUGGGCUUGAUCCCAAUUCACUAGUUGGAUUGGAAUGUCCCUGAACUGAAGCUGCAGUAUAUGUGCGUUUAAGUUCAUUGCACAACACUGAAAUCUUUCAGUGAGUUUCAAGGGUGUUGUUCAAGUUGUUUGGCAGUAAUGGGCUAAAACAUCCGCUACAAUAGUGUUUAUGUAAUUCAUAGUUAAGGGUUAAAUUUGGUGAGUAUUUUUCACCAUUUUAUAAUAACAUAUUACCUUGAUAUUUGGUUGCAGGGAGAACAGGAAGCUGUGGAAAUCAUACUCGUUUGGGUUUCUUGCUGGAUGAGCUGAUAAUAAUACAGAGGUCACAGGGAUGGCUGAUCGUAUUAGUGUCUGAGUCUGAGGUCAGUACAGCUCUGUAAAUCACCGCUCUGUGGUUCUUGAUGUGCUGGUGUAGAACCUGACCCUUCAGGGAAGAACGCUUUUAAACAGAACUGUCUUCUCUAUAUUAAAAGCACUCAUUUCAGCGUUGUUAAGCCUAAGGCCAGUUGCAUAACCUGUGCCAAAUCGAUUUAAUCACUGCCACAAAAUGAUCUUUAAAUUUAGUUACUGAUGAUUGUAUUUGUUUCAAUAAUGAUAGAAAGAUGAAGAAGGAGCAUUGUCCAGAAUUUGCAUAUUCGUUCACUGGGCUACUCAUUUAUUAUUUAAUUUUAUGUUAUUUGCUUUAUUUUGUUUUCAGCUGCCAUUUAAAAUUGCCAAAAGCAUAGGAAGUCACUUUUAAAAAGUGUUCCUUGUUUAAAAGUGCCAGAUAUUAGAUUUCAUUCAAAUUUGAUUAAAGGAGUUGUGUGUGAGGACAGUGUGCCAACUGAAACACAGCAUAUAAUAACAUACAGUACAGAGUACGAGUGUGUGUUAAAGGGCCCAUGAUAACAAAGAAUACAUAGUCAGAUCAGCUCCACAAGUGUUCUAAUCUGAUCUGUUCAUAUCUUUAGUGAUCAGUCUGCACAUUUUGGCCUGGAGUGCUAUAUAUAGUUGCAAGGAAAAGCAUGUGAACCCUUGGAUUUCUGCAUAAAUUGGUCAUUAAAUGUGUUCUGAUCUUCAUCUAAUACACAACAAUAAACAAACACAGUCUGCUUAAACUAAUACCACACAAAACAGUAUAUGUCUGCAUGGAUUUAUUGAACACAACAUGUUAACUUUCACAGGUAAAACUACACACCAGUUUUGAGUUUGCUGUUCUUAAAAAGCAUUGGUUGAUGUGAAUCAUGCCUCACACAAAAGAGCUCUCAGAAGACCUACGUUCAAGAAUUUUUGACUUUCAUGAAGCUGGAAAGGGUUACAAGUAUCUCUAAAAGUCUUGAUGUUUAUGUGUCCACGGUAAGACAGAUGGUCUACAAAUAGAGAAAGUUCAGCACCCUUGCUACUCUCCCUAGGUGUGAUCGUCCUGUAAAGAUGACUGCAAGAGCACAGCGCAGAGUGAUCAAUGAGGUGAGGAAGAAUCCUAAAGUGUCAGCUGAAGACUUUCAGAAACAUCUGGCACAUGCUAACAUUUUUGUUAACAUAUCUACAAUGAGGAAAACAUUAAACAAGAAUGGAGUUCAUGGGAGGACACCACAGAGGAAACCACUUCUGUCCAAAAAAAACAUUGCUGCACAUUUAAAGUUUGCAAAAGAGCACCUGGAUGUUCCACAGCACUACUGGCUAAAUAUACUGUGAACAGAUAAAACCAAAAUUGAGUUGUUUGGAAGGAACACACAACUCUGUGUGGAGAAAAAAAGCACAGCACACCAUCAAAACCUCAUCUCAAUUGUGAAACAUGGUGGAGGGGGCAUCAUGGUUUGGGGCUGCUUUGCUGCCUCAGGGCCUGGAUGGAUUGCCAUCAUCAACACAUUUUUUUUUUCCAAGAUUAACAAAGACUAGCAACUGAAGCUCAACAGAGGACGGAUGAUGCAACAGAACAACGACCCAAAACAUAGAAGUAAAUAAACAAAUGAAUGGCUUCAAACUGAAGAAAAUACGCCUUCUGGAGAGUCCUGACCUCAACCCAAUUGAGAUGCUGUGGCAUCAUGACCUCAAGAGAGCGAUUCACACAAGAUAUCCCAAGAAUAUUACUGAACUGAAACAGUUUUUUGAAUAGAAAUGGUCCACAAUUCCUCCUGACUAUUGUGCAGGUCUGAUCUGCAACUACAGGAAACGUUUGGUUGAGGUUUUUGCUGCCAAAGGAGGAUCAACCAAUUAUUAAAUCCAAAGCUUCACAUACUUUUUCCACACUGCACUGUGAAAUUUAAUGUUGUUUCAAUAAAACCAUGUAGAAAUAUUUAUUUAUUGUGUGGUAUUAGUUUAAGCAGACUGUGUUUAUCUAUUGUUAUGACUUGGAUGAAGAUCAGAAAAUGUAAUCCAGAAAUCCAGGUAAUCCCAAAGGGUUCACAAACUUUUGUAUACAUUCCUUUGAAAGUUUUUAAGGUUUCCACGCUUUUCACAAUAUAUAUGAAGACACAGCUUCAAUUUAAAGGUUUUGAGAUGAAAUGUGGUGUUGCCCUCGUGUUCCUAAUCAAGCUGCCGGCUCAGUUUCAGUUUGUUACUGUUUCCCUGUCUGUCAGACAGACACAAUCUGUGUUUUAGUAUGCUUACCUCUGUUCAUAAAAUGUUUAUAAAAGUUUAUUUUCACCAAAGAUAUGCAAUUGCAUUAUAUAUGGUAUUACUGAAUAAAAUAUGUGCUUGUUUUA
Astyanax mexicanus (Mexican tetra) is the source of this 6259-nucleotide messenger RNA. RefSeq names its product forkhead box N2a (gene foxn2a). Gene Ontology annotation, cellular component: nucleus. Gene Ontology annotation, biological process: regulation of DNA-templated transcription. NCBI's taxonomy places the organism in Eukaryota, Metazoa, Chordata, Actinopteri, Characiformes, Acestrorhamphidae. The coding region runs from base 166 to 1428 and encodes 420 amino acids. Gene Ontology annotation, molecular function: cis-regulatory region sequence-specific DNA binding; DNA-binding transcription factor activity. The transcript is spliced from 6 exons. The record is from RefSeq and is a predicted model, not a curated record.